GGGGCUUUGAGGACGUGGCUGGAGCAACGCGUGGAGGAAGUCCCAGUGGGUCCUGAGCUGCUUAGGAAGAAGGGAGGCACCAUGGCUUUCCCUCCUGGCUAUGGGCCGCCAGGUUCCAAACACAGGGCAAGGAUCCCUCCCAUGCCGCAAAACGCAAAUGCACCGCAGCUGUUCGAUGACACCAGUUCGGCGUAUGGUCUGCAGAAGCCAGGUUACCCAGCCCCAGGGAUUGACAUGGGCUUCAACCAGAUAUUUGCUGACCCAGUGGCCAACGUUGCCAUGGCCUAUGGCACCACAAUUGCGUCUCAGGGGAAAGACAUAGUGCACAAGGAGAUCCACCGGUUCAUGUCCAUUAACAACCUGAAGUACUUCUUUGCAGUGGACACGACUUACGUGAUGAAGAAGCUGGUUCUGUUGGUUUUCCCCUACAUGCAUCAGAACUGGGAGGUUCGCUACCAUCGAGACGUGCCUCUUACUCCCAGACAGGAUGUCAAUGCACCUGACCUCUAUAUUCCCAGUAUGGCCUUUAUUACCUAUAUCCUGCUUGCCGGGAUGGCUCUUGGCCUACAGAAAAGGUUCUCUCCGGAGGUCCUUGGAAUGUGUGCAAGCACAGCCUUUGUGUGGGUGGUCAUUGAGGUUCUUGCGCUCUUGCUGGGUUUGUAUUUGGCAACAGUUCAGAGUGAUCUGGGCACUUUUGAUUUGCUUGCUUACUGUGGCUACAAAUAUGUUGGGAUGAUCCUUGCUGUGGUGGGUGGUCUGAUCUUUGGCAGCAAUGGCUAUUAUAUUGCCUUGGCCUGGGCCUCUUGUGCACUUAUGUAUUUCAUGGUACGUUCCUUACGGAUGAAGAUCCUCCCUUCCAUGGUGCAAGAGGGCUUGAGUCGGCCGAGCGGGCGGGCGCAGAUGUACAUCAUGCUGGCGGCUGCGGCUUUCCAGCCCCUGAUUCUCUAUUGGCUGACAGUGCAGCUGGUGCACUGAAAGUACGCUGAGGACUGCGCCACGGCCAUUGGGAUGCUUUGCUGGAACUCCUCUUCCUGCCUUUUUUUGCCCACUUCUUCAGAUUUGACAAAGUGUAGGCUCAACUCUCCACUCCCAUCCCCAAUAUAGUCCUGGCUUUGGAGGAGGAGGACAAAUGGAUGGAUCUAGUACUCUCCCCAGGAGGAGAGGUGUAGAGUAAGGGAGAAACGUCAUCAGAGGGGAAGCAAAGACUGCUAAAAUAUCCAGACUCAGUACUGGCCCAAAGGUGAGGUCCUAGGGCUGUGUGCUUCAUUUCUAGUAGUGGUCAUUACCCCCCCCCCCCCCCCCCCCCGUCCUUGCUUGGAUGGGAACACAGAGAACUGGGCAGGACAGAGCUGAUCGGGAGUCUUUCUAGUCUGUAGGAACAAUUUUACCAUAUAAGUCAUUAAGAGCAGAAUUGCCCCUUUGCCCCUUCUUCUUUUGCCUUCUGGAACAGUGUCCUCUCUCCAUCUCUCUUCAGCUCACAGCUGCCUCCCUUAUGCAAGGGCUCAUGCUUGACCUCCCAGAGCAUCAGCAGCUCACCUUUGUAGAACAGAGCAGCAAAGCCUUUUUUUCCCAAGGAGCAUUCUCUUGUUAGUCACUCCUUCUCAAUUGCUGAGGCAUUGUCAGAUAUGUCACUUUGUUUUCAUUCAGUAUAUAUUUCAUUCAAUAUAUAUUCACAUGUAUAUUGAGCAUUGUCAGUUUGUGUUUUUAAAAGGCUCUAUUCCUAAAUCCAGACCGACAGUCGGAUGGGUGGACAGAUUUAAAAAAAAUAAAGAUCCACAAAGGCAAGACAAGUUUUAGAUGUUCACCCCAUCUCUUUCUAAGAGGGUUAGUUGUCGGAAACGACAAUGAGAACUGUACAAAAACUGUGCAACCUCCAGGAGAUGUGCUCAGCAGCUCAUGUCUGUGCAUUUGUGUCUCUUUAUGAUUUCUCCUUCUGUGCAAUUGCCAGUUUCAAUGUCUUUUUUUCCCUUCCCCUCUGGCAAAGUUUUGUGCUUUUUAAGAACCACACUAGGGUAUACAUCUGGCAUUUUGUUGUGCAUAUGCCAAGUGUGACCAUACUGGCUUGGAGAUUUGGGGAGCUGGUGUCCAAAGAAAGUAACUUCCUCUGAUGUGGCUUAUUUUUGGCUAGUUUCUUUGCAGCAUCAAUUCUUUCACACAGUCUUUCCUACUCAGUAAUCCUUCUAAUUUAUCUUAAGACUAUACUCAUAGUGGCCAGUAAGUGGCAGUAGCCACCUCAAAGACCUGCUGAAAAGAGGACUUACUUGUCCUUAGCAGUACAGUCAGCCCCUGCAUUUGCGAGCUUAAUUUUGGAGGGUUUGAUUAUUUACAGAUUAUUUGUUGUUGCCUCUGCUGUUGCCCUAUGCCGUUUUAAAUAGGGGUUGCAAGUCUUGCAAAACUGAAAACAUGCAACAAGGCUUGUAAGUGCCUAUUAAAAAUGGUGUUGGGCAGCAGCAGCAAGCCCUGCUAGUCACCAGCUUCUGCCUUGCAAAGGAACCCCACUGCCUCAAAGGCAUCCAUGGUGGGUUAAAUCGUGAUUUUUUGUGCGCUUAAUAUGGUUUGGGGUGCCUAGAGUUAUUCUCAAUUUCCCCACUUUCGUAUGGCUCCUGUGCCCCCCUAACUCCAGUGAAUGUGGAGGGCUGACUGCACUUAGCUGUGCUAAAAUAAACACCCCAGCUUUUACCUUUUUAAAAAAUACCUUGUCCAUUGAAAUGGAAAACCAUUUUGCUUGCUGUUUUUAAUUACAUGCAAACUUCACACAGGAGUAGAAUCUGUUCUUGGGGGAGUUGAAAGUUUAAGUACUCUUGCACUUGCUGGCCAUCUUCCCAGCUUUGUAAACUUAGGGCCAGGGCAAUGCAGCUUUUAAACACACUGGAGACCUUGUCUCUCCUUUUUUGCUGUUUUGCAACAUCAGCCAAUCUCUCAGCAAGUGCCUGAAAAAGAGAGAACCAAGCUAGAGCCGGUACAACAAGACACCCUCGCAACAUCUUCACUGGUUGUGAUAAAUGUGGUCAGAGCACUCUUAGUGAGGAGCCUUCUCCCUACAGAGGUUGUUAGACUUAAAGUCCAGCUUACACAGCUGUUGCCCAGGAAGGAUGGGAAGUGCACUCCAACAUCUAGAGAGCCACAGGUUUCCCAUCUUCAGUGGCUUCUCUACUAGCCUUCCCCCUUGGAGUAUUGCUUUUUAUUCUUGAUAAUGUAGCUCAGCAAUUUGCAAACUCUGGUUUUCCAGGUAUUUUGGACUUCAGCUCCCAGAAGCCUCAGCUAUCUUGGCCAAUAGUCAGCGAUUCUGGGAGCUAAAGUCGGAAACACCUGGGAGACUAGAGUUUGGGAAUCACUGAGUAGAUCAAGGAUGAAGGAAGUGUCCUGCAGCCCUUAUCAGAGUUAAAUUCAGACAACUCUGAGAAGACUACAGAUUGUCCACCCUGAUCUUCUCCCAUCUCCAAAUAUACUAUCUUCCUGUGUCAUUCCUGAUUCUUAAGUUUUUCAGAGUGCCAGUUUGUCAUUGCCUUUGGGGGGGGGGAAUUAUCUUAAAUACAGCAACAUCCAUUUCAGGCGUGACUCUCAUAGCACUGUCACCUGGAUUGGAAAUCUUGCUUGCCAUGAUGCGAUGCAGAUUUGCCUCUCUCAAAAGGUUUCCCCUUUCCUAUGGCCCUACAAAGUUUUCAGACAGAUUUUUGGUAGAAACACACGAUGCUAGGUAACCCUUGUCACAACCCAGGGGUCUCUCCAAUGAGUUGGGCAACAACCUGCAUCAUCCCUGAGGUCAUGCUGGCUGGGGAUGUUAGGAGAAGCCCAACUCAACUUAGAGGGCACUGAUCAUGGAUGGUCAAGUCUGUCAGUUUCAUUUGAACUUUAUACAUUUUGGCAAAUACUGUACUGAUUUUGAAAACCCAGGUGACAUUAAAUUUUCAUGUAUCAGGUUGGAUAAAGUUGGGCUAGAGUCAGGGUUCACCCCCCAUCUCCCCCGUAAUGCAGAGGAACGGGGAAAACAGUUGAUAACAAAUUCCCUGUUGUAACUGCUUCUUGUUAAUGUAUGUAGCUAUUUGGUGGCCAUGUACACUACACUUGACAGGAGAAGGAGAAAUAAGACAAAUAAAAUCUUCCUUUCACCUC
Sceloporus undulatus (fence lizard) is the source of this 4113-nucleotide messenger RNA. RefSeq names its product Yip1 interacting factor homolog A, membrane trafficking protein (gene YIF1A). Gene Ontology annotation, biological process: endoplasmic reticulum to Golgi vesicle-mediated transport. NCBI's taxonomy places the organism in Eukaryota, Metazoa, Chordata, Lepidosauria, Squamata, Phrynosomatidae. Bases 82 to 975 code for a protein of 297 amino acids. The record is from RefSeq and is a predicted model, not a curated record. The transcript has 8 exons. Gene Ontology annotation, cellular component: endoplasmic reticulum-Golgi intermediate compartment; Golgi membrane; endoplasmic reticulum membrane.